GGAGCCCCACCCGCUUUGGGGGUGGGACUCCGCCCGACCUUUGCUGCUCCUCCCUGUCGGGCCGGCUGAGGAGAGAGUUUCGGAGCGGCUUGGAAGGUGGCGGCCGCCGAGGUUUCGUCGGAGAGAAGCGAGGCCGUCUGAGAAGGGAGAGACCCACGGCUCUCAGCGGGAGGGGGGGUUGUGUGUGUGUUUGUGUUUUGGGCGCCCCGGGUCUGAAGGCAGCGCAGGCCGAACGGCCGCCGCCCGCCGGGAGGAGAAUAACAACGACACGGGCCAGACCGCUUCUUGCAACAGGUUCCUCGGGAAGCAAGGCAGGCCGCUCCGCCUCCCCAGGCCCCAGCCAUUGGUCUCCCCCUUGGUCCCAGAGGGGAAGAAGCGGCAUCACCCGCCUCAAUGCGUUUCGGGGCCAAGAUGAUGCCGUUGUAGCUAAAUGCCAAAGCAGCACAAGCUGGACUGUGCACAGUAACUGAGAAGGCAGAAACAUAGGCUGACCAUCAGCCAAAGAUAUAGAUGUUUCUUACAGUGUACCUCAGUAACAAUGAACAGCACUUCACCGAGGUGCCGGUCACCCCGGAAACCACUUGCAAAGAUGUAGUGGAUUUGUGUAAAGAGCCUGGUGAGACUGAAUGCCAUCUGGCUGAAGUGUGGUGUGGUUCAGAGCGUCCUGUAGCUGAUAACGAGCGCAUGUUGGAACUUUUGCAACGUUAUGGAGUCCACAGAAAUGAAGUUCGGUUCUUUCUUCGACAUGAACGGCCCCCUAAUUGGGAAAGUGGGAGUGGACCAAGACUCCAAGAGCCAAGCUUGAAGAGAAAUGGUAUAAAAAUACCAGGAGAACGAAGAAUAGAAAAUGGAGUCAGUGCUCCUCGGAUGGAUAUGACUCUGGCUGAACUGCAAGAAAUGGCAUCGCGACAACAACAGCAGAUAGAGGCACAACAGGAGAUGCUAGCAAACAAGGAGCAACGUUUAAAAUUUCUGAAGCAACAGGACCAGCGGCAACAACAGCAAGCUGCAGAACAGGAAAAACUUAAACGAUUAAAAGAAAUUGCUGAAAAUCAAGAAGCCAAGUUGAAGAAAGUGAGGGCACUGAAAGGACAUGUGGAGCAGAAACGGCUCAGUAACGGGAAGCUAGUGGAGGAGAUUGAGCAGAUGAACAGUUUGUUCCAGCAAAAACAACGAGAACUGGUACUGGCUGUGUCAAAGGUAGAGGAACUUACUAGGCAAUUGGAGAUGCUGAAGAAUGGCCGGAUUGAUGGUUACCAUGACAACCAGUCUGCUGUAGCCGAACUUGACCGCCUGUACAAAGAGCUGCAGUUGAGAAACAAACUGAAUCAGGAGCAGAAUGCCAAGCUGCAGCAACAGAGGGACUGCUUAAACAAACGCAACUCAGAGGUGGCAGUUAUGGAUAAGCGUGUUAAUGAGUUGAGGGAACGGCUGUGGAAGAAGAAGGCUGCGCUGCAGCAAAAAGAAAAUGUACCGGUGUCUUCAGAUGGGAAUCCGCCACAACCAGUGGUUUCUACUCAAAGUCGGGUGGCAGCAGUUGGUCCUUACAUCCAGUCUGCCACUAUGCCACGCAUUGCCUCAAGAAAUGAACUUCUAGUUAAACCAGCCUUUCCAGAUGGGAUACCAGCUUUACAAGUCCCUGAUGGUCCCUUGAAAACCCAAACCCUGCCUAACAUGAGAGCUGGGGCUCUUUCUCAAAUGAAAGCACCUAGUGCUGCUGGUCCCAAACCUCCACUCACUAACAAUGACUGGAAUAAUUCAAGUAUUGAUAGCUUUGGCAACCAAGCGCUGACUUCCUCAGUGACAAAAGUCAGUGGUAACAGUGAAGGGCAGGCUGGAGGAGACGUUCCUCUUAGAGAAAGAGAGAAGAAAGUGCGUCCCUUUUCCAUGCUUGAUUCUGUUGAACCAAAUGGAGGUACUGGAGUGCCUGCAACAGGUACACUGAGAAAGAAUCAGAGCAGUGAAGAUCUGCUGCGCGAUGGACAGGCAGGCACUAAAACCAUGGCAAAAGUACCACCACCUGUUCCCACUAAGCCUAAGCAAAUCAACUUGCCUUACUUUGGUCAAGGCAAUCAGCUAAUUUCACAAGAUAUGAAGUCAGAUGGUAAUGUCCAGAAGCUUCCUCUGACAAUUCCAGCCACUGGAAGCAAACAGAAGCCACCAACCUCACUUACACCACCAGCCUCUCAGCAGGUCCAGCAAAGAAUCUGUGUGUCCCCAAGUGGCCCUCCUAUCAAUCCCGAUCUCACUCUUGCCAAACAAGAGAGUCCUCCUGCAGCAGCUGUAAGACCUUUCACACCUCAGCCCACCAAAGAGGCUCCUCCUCCCUUGUUUCGAAAGCCACAGACUGUGGCUGCAAGUUCAAUCUACAGCAUGUACACAAAGCAGCAGACUCCAGGGAAGAACUUUCAACAAGCUGUUCAGAGCGCACUGACAAGGGCACAAACCAGAGGACCACAUUUUCCAAGUGUAUAUGGCAAGCCGGUUAUUGUUGGAGCUGGUCCCCCAAAUCACCCGCAGCAGAUGGAGAACGUUUAUUCAAAUACUCAAGGCAAGCCAGCCAGUCCAGAGCCUGAAACAGAGACUGCAUCUUCAGUAAUUGAAAAUAAUGAAACUGAACGUAUUCCUCGUCCACUCAGCCCAACCAAGCUUUUGCCUUUCUUGUCAAAUCCUUACAGAAAUCAAAGUGAUGCAGAUUUGGAGGCCCUUCGGAAGAAGCUAUCCAAUGCACCACGACCACUGAAGAAACGUAGUUCAAUUACUGAGCCAGAAGGUCCCAAUGGACCUAAUAUUCAGAAGCUCUUGUACCAGAGAACAACUCUGGCUGCCAUGGAGACUGUCUCAGCCCCUUCAUACCCAUCGAAGCAAGCCUCUGUAGCCAUGACUGAAAGCUCAGCAGAAAUCCCAAACCCUUACCUAAGCACAGAAGUGGUGAAAGAGGUGGUUCCUGCUACUCCCCCUGAGCCAACAAUUGCAGAAGAGGCAGAAGGCACAAAUGCUGAUCAGAACACAUCUUCUCUGCCUUCAUCAGGACUAGAUACUGUUCCUGAAGGAAUAUCUGACAAUACCUCUCUUACUCAGCCUGUAAUGGAAGAACCAACUCUAGAUGUGCCCUUGCCCAUAGAAAUAUACAUGGAGGAGUAUCCUCCCUACCCACCACCUCCAUAUCCUUCAGGGGAACCAGAGAAUUUGGGAGAUGACUCCUUUAGUAUGCAGCCUCCUGAAGUCACUGGGCAGUUCUCUUUGCCACCAGGUAAGAGGACAAACCUACGCAAAAUUGGCUCAGACAGGAUCGCCCAUGGAAUGAGAGUGAAAUUCAACCCUCUUGCUUUGCUUCUAGAUUCUUCUCUUGAAGGAGAAUUUGACCUUGUACAGCGAAUCAUAUACGAGGUUGAGGAUCCCAGCAUGCCCAAUGAUGAGGGCAUCACUGCACUUCACAAUGCUGUGUGUGCUGGUCACACAGAGAUUGUAAAAUUCCUGGUCCAAUUUGGUGUAAAUGUGAAUGCUGCUGAUAGUGAUGGAUGGACGCCACUGCACUGUGCAGCAUCCUGCAAUAAUGUUCAAGUAUGCAAAUUCCUCGUGGAAUCAGGUGCCGCUGUAUUUGCCACAACCUACAGUGACAUGCAGACUGCAGCAGACAAAUGUGAAGAAAUGGAAGAAGGCUACACACAGUGUUCCCAGUUUCUCUAUGGAGUGCAAGAGAAAAUGGGAAUAAUGAACAAAGGAGUGGUCUAUGCACUCUGGGAUUAUGAAGCCCAGAAUGAUGAUGAACUGUCCAUGAAAACAGGAGAUUGCAUGACAGUACUGCGCCGGGAAGAUGAAGAAGAAAUUGAGUGGUGGUGGGCACAACUAAAUGAGAAGGAAGGAUAUGUGGCACGUAACUUACUUGGCCUCUACCCACGGAUUAAGCCAAGGCAGAGAAGUUUGGCGUAAAGGCAUUUGGAAGCAAUUUGCUGAACUACCAACUGCAGAAUGGUUUCAUCCUUUUUAAGAGAAGAAUGCAUUCUUUUUGUGUUGGCAUCAGUUUUGUUAGACUCACUUUGAUUACAAUGUGAUAUGAAAGCUAC
This is a messenger RNA of Pogona vitticeps (central bearded dragon), 4067 nucleotides long. The record is from RefSeq and is a predicted model, not a curated record. NCBI's taxonomy places the organism in Eukaryota, Metazoa, Chordata, Lepidosauria, Squamata, Agamidae.